AUGACAGGCUGGGCAGAAGCCCGCAACCCUGACGGAAUGAAGAAGUGCCUGGCCUAUCAGAUCACACAAGCUGCGCCCAGCAUCGAGUUCCUGCCGGAGGAUUUGAGGGGCCCGCUGCAAAUGCUCUCACGCAACCCGUUGGCGCUUAUGCCUGGUCCGCUACAGACCAUGGCGACUGUUGGCGAGACCCUGAACGACUGCACCGACAAGAAGUCGCACAAUCAGCUGCUCGAAUGCUUCGGCUUCAGGAUUUUGGAGCACACGUCCCGGCUUAAGUUUCUGUUGCGACUGAAGGAGGUCAUGGCUCGUUAUGUCGAAGUCUUCGUGCAGAUCGGUAACAAGAUGAUGGAGAGGGCCAUGGAGGAGAACCCAACUUUGUUGCAGACCGCUGUCCACUCCAAGUUCGGAGCUCUCGGCGACCGCCCGAUCGUACACCACUCAAGCUCAACCCUUGAGAUCAAAACCUAUGUGCAGAGGCCCGAGUUCCUGCAGCAGAAGGCCCAGUCUCGGCAUGAACGUGGCGACGACAGGUGGACGGAAUUCGGAUGGCAAAUAGGCGGCUAUGGCCCUCAGACCGCUUCGCUCAUCACCCAAUUCAACGGGAGGGAGAAGUCAACGGGAUCCUGCCUAGCCUUCGCCCCGAGGACGCGAACUGGCACUGACCAGCAGGCGACUGAGGCAGACUGGCAGGUGGAGAACGAAGACGACUUCCUACAGCUGGAGCCUUAUGCCGUGCCCUGCAGUAAUGCUUGGAUGCAGCAAAACUGGAACAAGUGGCAAGGGUAUUCCUUCUACACGUGGCCCACGCAAGUGGAGAAGUGCAUCACGGUCAAUUUCAACAUCGCCAUUCAGCCCGUGGUCGCUCUGAUCGGCGGCAUUCAGUUCAAAGUCUUGCCUGAUCCUUUGGCACAACUGAGCACGAUGGUCUGCUGGCCCAAUGGACAGCCUGGUGGGGUGGACCUCAGCGUGCUGCGCUCGCAGAUCAGCUGUGGCAACGUGAUGGUUUUCAGCCGAACGCUGCGCCUGGCGAAGCGCUUCGGAGAUUUCACGGACUUUGUGAACGAGAACAUCAAUGGGGGUUUUCAGACUUGGCGCAGCGCCUUUGGUGUUGGCUACGCCAGUGGGGCGGCGGAGAACUUGAACGUGGACCCGCGCUACAAGGCCGUGCGCAGUCAGUUUGGCCCUCCCGAAGGCGAGAGCUCAACAGGCAUCGAUUCCAUGGCGAGGUCAGCAUUUCUUCAGGCAAUCAGAGCCAGGGAGAGCGAGGCACAUACCGAUGAUCUCUACCUCGUUGAAGGCAACGACUUGUACCUGCAGACGUCUCUGGGCUUCGGGCCAUACCAGAGCGGGGUAAGGAGGAUUCCUUUGGCCAACAUCGCCCACCAGCUGCAGCUAGCCGGCUGA
Symbiodinium sp. CCMP2592 is the source of this 1404-nucleotide messenger RNA. The record is from the annotation of a GenBank genome assembly. Lineage: Eukaryota; Dinophyceae; Suessiales; Symbiodiniaceae.